AUGGCAUCUCGCGCAGCCGUCCUCAUUGGUGUUUUAUGCAGCCUCCCAGGGUGCAGUACAUGCGAAGAGCACGUUCUCCAACUUCCUUUUGGUGGACGGCUGGGGCUUUCUACGCGAGGUGCGACUGCAUUGCGCAUUCGGUUUCUGUAUGAUGAAGAUGGUCCUGAAGAGAAGUGGGAGGUGAAGCCAGAUGAGCCUGAUGCUCCCUUUUCUGCAACACGUACGUUGGAUGAGCAGGGCAUCGAAUCGCCUGGCCUUGGCUCCAUUGCACUGACCAAAGAAGGAACCCUUCGCCUGCGCAGCCGCAGCGGUGCUGUCAUUACAGAGUCACUGCCGCUGGGCAGGCUGAGUUGCUCAGCAGUUGGCGGUCGGCCGCAGGGUGGUGUUCCAAUCGCGGAGAUGCCCACCUUGAACGCAGGAGCUUGCUGCCAGGCUUGCCAAGAUUACUCCAAUUGCACUGAUUGGGCGUUUGAUGGCGCUGCGUGCUUUCUGGUGAAAGACGCCUCAGGCUGGGAAGCUGCAGCUGGGACCGUUUGGGGAAGGUGUCCAGCACUCCUGAGCUUCACCUCAAAAGUCUCAUCCGUUUUUGGGGGUGGAGCUGGGCCUGAAGAUGCCACCGCACUCCAGCAACAUGGAGCCACAGGGCAAGUCGCAAACCGGGGGACGCACGUACCUUACUACUAUUCCAUGGACGGCUAUGCAGCCUUGGGCAGCACCGGUGCUACUCACUUCAACCACUUGUUGGUCAGGUACCACACCACUGGGGAUCACAUCGCUUGGACGUGUUCUCAUGGCUUCCAGAUAUAUCUCAUGCCAGCCUCCUCACUUCUUGACGGAACUCGGUCCUAUCUAUCUUUGAUAGGCCGACCGCCGGUGCCGCCAAUGCAUGCUUUUGGCUUUCUGGCUUCUCGAUGGGGAUGGGAAGAUGCGCAAUACAUAGAGGAUACUCUGCGAUCUUUUCGAGCAGGAGGCUUUCCGCUUGACUCCAUCAUUCUCGACUUCGAAUGGUUUGUGAACACUUCCGAUUACGAAUUCGCACCUGAGGGGCAAUCCUGGUACAAUGAUUUCGGAUGGAACCCGGACCUCUUUCCUUCGCCUCAUCGUCAAAUCCAGAAGUACAGAUCAGAGUUUGGCGUGCGCGUUGCAGGUAUCCGCAAGCCUCGUCUUGGCAACAAGGAGCUUCUGCAAAUGGUGCGGCAGAAGCAGUGGAUCUUGCCAGCAGGUGGCCCGGAGAGCUACGCUCACGGACGCUGGCUGCUCUUCUCUGACCCGGAUAUGCGGAACUGGUACAAGCAACAGCUUCGGCAUUACUUGGAUGCAGGGAUCGCGUACUGGUGGAAUGACGAGGGGGAGAACUCUUAUUACACAUACCAUGAAUGGAAUACAGCUGAGAAGGAUCUCCUCGAGGAAGCCAAGCCUGGUCAGCGCUUCUUCUCCCUGAAUCGUGCCUUCACUCCGGGCCUUGCACGCCUAGGGGCUGGCGUUUGGACGGGAGACGUGCAGGCAUCCUGGCAGGAUCUCGCUCGCACUCCUGGCCUGGUUCUGAACUGGGGUCUGGCUGGAGCACCGUACGUGGCUUGUGAUAUUGGAGGCUUCAUGGGAGAACCAACUCCUGAGCUGCUGGUGAGAUGGUACCAGGUUGGAGUCUUCAUGCCUACAAUGCGCAUCCACUCUGAGCUCUGGGUGAAGCCUCACUGGCCCUGGUUGUUUGGGGAGCCAGCCGCCAAUGCCAUGCGCGAUGCCCUCCAGCUUCGUUACCGACUACUACCAUACCAUUACUCACUGGCCCACAGUCUGUACUCCAGCGGCCUGCUUUGGAUGAGGCCGCUGGCCGCAGUCUUCCCCGAGGAUCCCAAGGUAGCCAACCUCACGUCAGAGUGGAUGGACGGAGAGAUUUUGCUGUCGCCUGUUUUGAACGAGGCCGCCCAAGUUGAGAUCUACCUUCCGGAAGGUUACUGGCACCCCUUUAAUCAACCGGGCGAGAUUCUCAGCGGGCCACAUCAUGCUGCCAAGCAGGUGCCCCUCAACCAAGUUCCGGCAUUUGUGCGACUUGGAGCCGUGAUUCCUUUGGCACCGGCUGUGCAAUCAACUGAUGAUCUGCCUGGGGGUCCCUUAGAAGUCCAGGUAUAUGCCGGUGCAGAUGGUAACUUCACGCUGAUACAGGAUGAUGGAGAAACGACAUCAUACAAGUCAGGAUCAAUGCGCAAGACAACAUUUGUUUGGAUCGACAUUGCGAAGCGCUUGGCAUGGAGUACCACAGGCGACAAGCAAAUCAAGGCCCAUCACUUCACUGCAGUUCGCUGCACCUUGUUUGCUGGCGGCUCCGUGCAGCAGAGUGACGUGUUUGCGCUUGGAGACACGGGCGAGCUUCAGAUGCCUUCACAGCGGCAUCUAAGGGCCUCAAAGCUUCUUCGCGUUGUGCAUCAAAAGGCGAUGAUGUCUGGCGAUUGGAUUUGUCCCAAUUGCAAUGACCUGGUGUUUGCAAGGAACAGCCAAUGUCGGCGAUGCAACACGGCCAAGCCAGAGCAGCCUUUCGUGCCACCAGGCUAUCCAGGCUUUCCCGGAUAUCCAGGGUAUCCUGGCUACCCGGGUUAUUUCCCAUGGUGGGGCUACCCGCCACUACUGAGAAGGGGAAGCAGCAGCAGCAGCAGCGACUCGUCCGACUCCUCAUCUGAUUCAAGUGAAGAGGACGCGCGCAAGGCCGCAGCUUCCAAAGCGAGGUUAAAAGCCCGCGAGAAGGUAGAAGAGGAGCGAGCAAGAGCCAAGGAACUGAGCAGAACAGCAAAGGAAAAGAAGAGGAAGAAGACACAGGACUCAUCUGAAGGCAGCGUGAAUGAGCAAGAUGAAAGCGAGGAAAGGAGCAAAGUAAAGAAAAGAGCAAAGGAUAGCGAUGACGACGAUGAGGACGACGACAGUGCGAAACCAGCAGAAAAGCCAAAAAAGAUCCAGAAGAAGAGCAAGGAGAAGGCGUCUUCGAAAAAAAACGGCAAGGAUAAGCAGGAUGAUAAGAAAUCAAAGAAAGAAAAGAAAAAACGGAAGGAGGCAAGCGACAGCGAUGAGGACGAGUCGGCGGCCCCUGAGAACGAAGCGGCGGAAAAUGGCCGUGCCGGAAGCAAGAAGACCGCGACCAAAGAAAAGAAAGGAAAGGCGAAGGAGGAGAAGAAGGCUAAAGGCAAGUCAAAAACAAAAGACAAAACGAACGAUAAAAAAGAUGACAAGGAGAAGACCAAGAAGAAUGGCAAGGCCAAGAAGCAGAAAGAAAGUGAAGCAUGCGAAGCAUGCAGCGAAGAAAAAUCGAGUGAAGGCGGUCGGGAGAAAAAAAAGAAGAGGAAACAAGAGAGCUCCGAUGAUUCUUGA
Symbiodinium pilosum is the source of this 3357-nucleotide messenger RNA. NCBI's taxonomy places the organism in Eukaryota, Dinophyceae, Suessiales, Symbiodiniaceae. The record is from the annotation of a GenBank genome assembly.